AUGGCUACCGAACAGCCGGUAGCCGACGACGUAAAGUCGACUGAACAGAAACUGCAUUUAUUCGUUUCCAAAACGGCGAUACUUGAAGGGGAUCGGCUAGCUGUCACACCUAAGUCCGUUUGUGACGCGGAGAUGACCUUGCGAUUGUCCAAGCUGGAAAAACUGAGCUGGGCGCAAGGAGAGAGGAGGACAGCAGCCGUAGUCGUUUGGAAACUAGCGUACAGUAACCCGUAUAGACCCGUCGGUCUUCGAACGCAAUUAGGAAGACGACCACCGGUGCAAGCGGAUGAGAAAGAGAUGGAAGAUGGACCGAUGAGGACGAGGCGUCUUUGCGUUCCACGACGCCGAUGCUGGCUGCACCACCUUCCACACCCCAUCAACAGCCGACCUCAUCGCACAUGUCCGCUCCAGGCAUGUCGCUUUGCCACGAAUCGUCCAUGA
Ostertagia ostertagi is the source of this 441-nucleotide messenger RNA. The record is from the annotation of a GenBank genome assembly. Lineage: Eukaryota; Metazoa; Nematoda; Chromadorea; Rhabditida; Trichostrongylidae.